CGGCAGUUUGGCCACGUCCCCGGCCACGUCGCGCCCGCUCUCGCCAUCUUCGUCGCUUCCUUUCAGUGGUCGCCGCCUUCGCCGAAGCCGCCGAGCCCCGGGGCAGCCGCGCCGACCGCCGCCGCCGCCAUGAACAUCUUCCGGCUGACCGGGGACUUGUCCCACCUGGCGGCCAUCGUCAUCCUGCUGCUGAAAAUCUGGAAGACGCGCUCCUGCGCCGGCAUUUCCGGGAAGAGCCAGCUCCUCUUCGCACUGGUCUUCACAACUCGCUACCUGGAUCUCUUUACUUCGUUCAUUUCGCUGUACAACACAUCUAUGAAGCUCAUCUACAUCGCCUGCUCCUACGCCACGGUGUACCUGAUCUACAUGAAGUUCAAGGCGACGUACGACGGCAACCACGACACCUUCCGGGUGGAGUUCCUGGUGGUCCCUGUGGGGGGCCUCUCGUUCCUCGUCAACCACGACUUCUCUCCUCUCGAGAUUCUGUGGACCUUCUCCAUCUACCUGGAGUCGGUGGCCAUCCUGCCGCAGCUCUUCAUGAUCAGCAAGACCGGGGAGGCGGAGACCAUCACCACGCACUACCUGUUCUUCCUGGGCCUCUACCGCGCGCUCUAUCUCGUCAACUGGAUCUGGCGCUUCUACUUCGAGGGCUUCUUCGACCUCAUCGCCGUGGUGGCCGGCGUGGUGCAGACCAUCCUGUACUGCGACUUCUUCUACUUGUACAUCACGAAAGUCCUCAAGGGGAAGAAGCUCAGCCUGCCAGCGUAAGUGCCAAAGCCCAUCCCCAGCAUCUGUCCUCCGGGGUGCUCGGCCAGACCUCCGACCGCAGCGAAGGCACGAGAUGCGCGACACGGGAAACCGGAACUCGGCUCUUGCGUUGCAGCCGGGCGCCCGCGGCUGGUGAGAGCCCAGAGGAGAAGACCCAGAGGUUUCUGUUUGACGCAUCUUGCCUUAUCUUUUUUUAUUACUAUGUACAAAGAUUUUUUUACACAAAGAAACUUAAUGCUGUAUUAAUAAAUUCAGUGUGUAGCUUCAAUUGGGGUAGUUCCAAAAGUGAUGAUUUUGUGAGAAAUUGUGCAAACUUUUUUUUUAAAUUCCUUGAAAUUGUUGAAAUGUCUGUGAUGAAAUUGUAUUCCUUGACAGUUGGUAGAUUAUAUAUUCACCCGUCUACCGAACUUGCAUUCCACUAUAUUUAUUUUUAGCCAAAAGAUGAGUCACGCUUGUUUGAAAUCUGAAACACUAUGGGCAGCCUGGUGUGUCUGUCCACAUUUCUCCCCUCGGACGUGGACAGCCUCCCUCGGACUCACAACACUACAUUUGAGGCUGGUAGAGGUGACGUGCAAGUACUUCGGUUUUCGUUACCAAACAUUUUAAGGUUCUGAGUGCAGACAGAGUCUCGUUUAAGAGUCACCAAAGGUGCCUGCCUGCCGCCCUGCUAAAAAGCACCCCCUGAGACCCCCCAAGGGUGUCGAAGGGCUCAGUGGGUGGGCGGGGCUCUGGCUGCCUGCCGUGCGGUGUGGGAGGCGAGGGACACUGGUGGUGAUUCUGGACCCGGGACUCGGCCCCCUGAGCACUGGGACGCAGCGCUCCCCCGUCGCUCUGGUCUGCGGUUCUGGAAGACGACACAGCCGUGCCCGGCUCAGGUUCAAACAGGUUUUCAAAUUACUCUUGGGACAGAACUGAUUUGCAUAUUUUUAAAUUGGCAGAACCAAUCACCAUUCCUCAUAUUCUUUCUUUUUUUUUUUUGGUUUUUUGUUUUGUUUUUACUGAGCUCUUGCAUGAUUUAUCUUGUGUUACCACCUUAAUAAACGUUUUAUUAAACAUAAAA
This is a messenger RNA of Phyllostomus discolor (pale spear-nosed bat), 1828 nucleotides long. RefSeq names its product KDEL endoplasmic reticulum protein retention receptor 2 (gene KDELR2). The coding region runs from base 130 to 768 and encodes 212 amino acids. Gene Ontology annotation, cellular component: endoplasmic reticulum; cis-Golgi network; membrane. Gene Ontology annotation, biological process: protein retention in ER lumen; endoplasmic reticulum to Golgi vesicle-mediated transport. NCBI's taxonomy places the organism in Eukaryota, Metazoa, Chordata, Mammalia, Chiroptera, Phyllostomidae. The record is from RefSeq and is a predicted model, not a curated record. The transcript is spliced from 5 exons. Gene Ontology annotation, molecular function: ER lumen protein retrieval receptor activity.